Molecule: messenger RNA, 777 nt
Organism: Carica papaya (papaya)
Lineage: Eukaryota; Viridiplantae; Streptophyta; Magnoliopsida; Brassicales; Caricaceae
Source: RefSeq, a predicted model, not a curated record
AUGGAAAAAUCGGAAGUUGAAGAAACAAAGAAAGAGAGCUGCCAUGAAGAACUGAGCACCGAAGAAUACCUAAGAGAGAAGUUUUUAUCUGUAAAGAAGCUAUCUGUGGAAGCUAAAGAGAUCAGUGCAAGCAAGGAACUGGAAAAACUAAUUCUUCCAGGAGAUACAGUUAUCAGAAAUGUAGAGGAAGUUUCAACUGAAGAAAAAUUUCCAGAUGUAACAAAGGAUGCAGCAAACAGGACUGACCAUGAAGAUCACAAAGAUGAAACAAACUUUGAAAAUGCAAUGACAAAGGACACAAGUGCAGGAGAAGAGAAAGCUGAAACCAAACCAAACAAAGCUGAAAGUGAAGUGGAAAGACUGGAAGAUUCAACAGAAACUAUGACUUCCCUAUCUGACCUUCUUCAGAAGUCCAUAAAAGAAACAUCAGAAGAAGCUAAACACGAGAGUGAACAGGAAGAACCAAUAUCCAGGGAAGAAGAAACACAAACUAAAGAAUCAGAAACCACCGAGGUUGGAGAAGCAAAAACAGAUGAAGAAGAAGAAGGAGAUGAGUCCAAAAAGGCAGAUUCUGGCUCUGAUGGUCCUGUAAUUGUAGAAAUUUCAAGAGACAUGGAGAAUAAGGUUGUACAUAAGAAAUCGCAUGGUAUACUUUCAGGUGUUGGGUCAAAGGUCAAGCAUUCUAUUUCAAAGGUGAAGAAAGCCAUUACUGGCAAGUCUUCUCACCCCAAGCAUCAGCGAAAUGAAGGAAAAGAAGACAUUUCACCCAGUAGCUAG